AUAGGAAUGCACACAUGGGACGCCGUCGUUUUGCUCAUUGUUAGUUUGAUUAACAAUGCUAAAACACAGUGCGUAGAUGGUGUAAAUAAUGUGAUUACAGUGGAUUCGUACGGCGACCAGAAACUCCCCGUUCGUGUGCGUAACAUAACAAUUCUAGUAUAUGACAUUCAUUAUAAGCCUUCCUGUCACCGUGGGAAGGUCAAUGUUGUUUUGCCCGGAUACUUUCACAUAGUUUCAGGAGAAGUAGAGGUUCCUAAAGAUUAUGAUUUGCUGCCGUCAAAUCUCGUUCGAGCUACGAUUAAGCUUGGCAACAGAAUGCUCUGCAAUGAGGGCAAAAGUGGCAUGAUUAUAGUGCCAAGCUGGUUAUGUCAUUUCAACAUCUCCACAGUGAUACCUGAAGAUAUAUGCCGGAUUUUACAAAAGAAGGGACUUCACACACUAACUGAACUGCAAGAAAAACUAAACUUCAACUCUACGCUUGAACUACCACCGUCGCCCUCAUUUCUAGGAAUAACUUUAUUGGACCUUUUGAGAGGCGAAUACUACAUAAAAAUGGCACUUGAUGUCAAUAAAGAAAAGAUUAUGGAAUUCGCAAUGCCUACUGGAUUCACCGCGCUAAAGAUGGGUCUACGAGACGAUGACUGAUUAUUUGAUUGUUUGUAUAUAAUGCCUUGUAACUGUGAUUAUUUUAGUCGAAACUGUAUCUCAGUGCUUGUUGCAAUUUGAUCUGUAUUACUAUUGCGUAAGAAAUAAAACAUUCAUUGUGUC
Molecule: messenger RNA, 768 nt
Organism: Cylicocyclus nassatus
Lineage: Eukaryota; Metazoa; Nematoda; Chromadorea; Rhabditida; Strongylidae
Source: the annotation of a GenBank genome assembly